AUGGCUCAUAAUUUGUGGUUUGAUGACGACGUUAUGGAGAGAGCUAUGAGAAGGGAAAGGGUUUUUAGGGACCGCAGUAACCUACUGGAAAUAUAUAAUAAUGAGGACUUUAUCGGUCGGUUUCGUUUGCCCAAGGAAGCUAUACUGAGUCUGACAGAUGAAUUAGCUGAAGUACUGAGCCCUGCCACUUCAAGAAGCCACAGCAUCCCAGCAGUGCUACAGGUUUGCACUGCGUUGAGAUUUUAUGCAACAGGAACGUUUCUGAAUGCUGUUGGUGACACAGUGGGUCUCAGCAAAGCUUCUGUGUCACGGGUGGUAUACAGGGUAUCAAGGGCACUUUCAAAUAAGCUCCCUCAGUUUCCAAACCAACUGGCUGAGCUGAACAGAGUCAAAAGAGGGUUCUUCAGCAUAGCAAGAUUUCCCAAUGUUGUUGGAGCAAUUGAUGGGACACAUGUCAGAAUCCAGGCUCCAACAGCUCAUGAACAUUUGUUUGUGAAUAGAAAAGGAUAUCACAGCCUAAACAUUCAGGCUGUUUGUGAUUCUGAUCUCCGGUUCCUCAACUGUGUGGCGCGCUGGCCUGGAUCAAUUCAUGACUCUCGAAUUCUUCAAAAUUCUCAACUUUUCCGUGCAUUUGAGCAAGGCAUUAUCGAUGGGGUCCUGUUGGGGGACUCUGGCUACCCUCUAAAACCUUGGCUCCUAACUCCCUUCCUGAAUCCUACUACACCUGCACAGAGAAACUACAACGCAGCACACUGUUCAACUCGUAACACUGUAGAGCGGGCAUUUGGUGUACUGAAGAGGCGUUUCCAUUGUCUACAUGGGGAAUUGCGAAUGGCACCUGACAGAGUGUGUAACAUCAUCUGUGCAUCACUUUUUGUUAUGAAUGUCCCUUAG
Messenger RNA from Xyrauchen texanus (razorback sucker), 894 nucleotides. RefSeq names its product putative nuclease HARBI1. Lineage: Eukaryota; Metazoa; Chordata; Actinopteri; Cypriniformes; Catostomidae. The record is from RefSeq and is a predicted model, not a curated record. The transcript has a single exon. The coding region runs from base 1 to 894 and encodes 297 amino acids.